AUGUGUUUUCUCCUUUUAGAUGAAUUGCAUUUGGGUUGUUACGAAGAACAAAAGAACAAAUCAAGUUUCUACCAGCCAGACCAAAAUGGAUUGUCUCUGUAUUGGUGCAUCGAAGUCUGCGGAUAUGAGAAGUUUCCGCUGGCUGCAGUGUUUAACGACACAAACUGCCAUUGCGCAGAUGAGAGCGUAACUCUCCUGAUCAAAAAUGAUUCUUGCAACUCAUCUGAAGAACGAAAAAUUUUCCAGAUGUACAACACCAGUUGUUUUAUGGUAGAGCUUGUAGAACUGUAUCAAGAACUGAUAUUUGAACAGUUUCCUUCAAAGAUAACACCAUUACUAUCCUCGAGCACAUCUUCCGUCACGCUUUCCAUACCAUCAAGCGUCACGACGUUAAAUUUGUCAGAUUCUAUCCAAGAUUCCGAGAAAUUUACACGGUUUUCUUCAAAGAUAACGCCAUCGCUGUUCUCUAGUAUAUCUUCCGUCACACUUUCCAUACCAUCAAGCGUCACGGAGUUAAAUUUGUCAGAUCCUAUCCAAUAUUCAGAGAAAUUUACACGGUUUUCUUCAAAGAUAACGCCAUCGCUGGUCUCAAGAAUAUCGUCCGUCACACUUUCCAUGCCAUCAAGCGUCACGACGUUAAAUUUGACAGAUCCCAUCCAAUAUUCCGAGAAAUUUACACAGUUUUCUUCAUUGAUGACGCCAUCACUAUUCUCUGGUAUAUCUUCCGUCACACUUUCCAUACCAUCAAGCGUCACGACGUUAAAUUUGUCAGAUCCCAUCCAAUAUUCCGAGAAAUUUACACAGUUUUCUUCAAAGAUGACGCCAUCACUAUCCUCUGGUAUAUCUUCCGUCACGCUUUCCAUACCAUCAAGCGUCACGACGUUAAAUUUGUCAGAUCCCAUCCAAUAUUCCGAGAAAUUUUCACAGUUUUCUUCAAAGAUGACGCCAUCACUAUCCUCUGGUAUAUCUUCCGUCACGCUUUCCAUGCCAUCAAGCGUCACGACGUUAAAUUUGUCAGAUCCCAUCCAAUAUUCCGAGAAAUUUACACAGUUUUCUUCAAAGAUGACGCCAUCACUAUCCUCUGGUAUAUCUUCCGUCACGCUUUCCAUACCAUCAAGCGUCACGUCGUUAAAUUUGUCAGAUCCCAUCCAAUAUUCAGAGAAAUUUACACGGUUUACUUCAAAGAUAACGCCAUCACUAUUCGCUAGUAAAUUUUCCGUCACGCUUUCCGUACCAUCAAGUGUCACAACGUUAAAUUUGUCAAAUCCCAUCCAAUAUUCAGAGAAAUCUACACGGUUUUCUUCAAUGAUGACGCCAUUACUAUUCUCCAGUGUAUCUUCCAUCACGCCUUCUACACCAUUGAGCGUGACACCGCCAGAUUCCAUCCUAUAUUCAGUGGAUUUUGGUGAUGGAACAGCUAACAGUUCCCAGCAGGGUGGGUUUAUGUUUACUCAUCGUUAUGCCACAACGGGUGUAUUCAACCUCACUUUAACUGCGUCCCGACAUAACUGGACGAUCUUUAAUUUAACCCGAAUGAUCCGAGUAAUAUCCCGUCUUCAGCUAACUGGUAUGGAAUGUCCCGACGCUGUAAGACCUUGGAGACGAAGCGGGUGUACUCUGGAUGGCUUCCGUGGUAGUGACGUCUUAGCGCUGGUAACAUUGAAAGGCAAUACGAGCCAAAACAUAACCAUUUCAGGUAUGUUGACGCUUUCCAUUUAUUUGUUACUCUGAACUGAAUCUCCACGCAUACGCUAGUUUCACUUUUAUUGGAACACUAUAGUUACUGGGAAGGACAGUAAUCUAUCUCUUAAAAGGAGUCUAAAACGUUGUCAGCAUAGACCAGUUCUUGCAUGCAUUACGAAGAGACCAGGAAUAUUACUAUCCGCCCCCUGCCUUGCCAGAGAGUGCUAUCCCAUCUUAUGGCUAACAACUAGAGAUGAUAAUGGGACAGUCAUUGCUUAGCCAACAAAUCACGGGAGGAAGACCUCCUGCCCUAAAAAUAACCUGAGAGAAAUUCUUAUGUCCCAGAAGCUAGACUAGGUGUGGCCCCUCCUUCUCAUCAUUCUCUCUUAGUAACGUGUAUGAUUUCAGCUCAGAGGCCGAGGCUUAGGCCUUGAUCCUACGGUCAGGGUGUUAUAGGUUCUUCCACCACCAAAUCGAAUUUAUUAAUUGUAGCUGGCGAUCGGCCUUCUGGGGGAUAGUGAUAUACUCCCCAGUAUAGUUGCUUGAAGCCGCUAAAACGAGGAUAUAAGCCCCGGCCAUGUAAAAUAGUUGGCAGCGACGUGCGCCUUACUCAUGCGAAGCGUCUAGUGGGCUGGCAGAAGGAAGGCUAUACUGACCAUUGUCGUCACCAUUCGUCACUACUUUUAAAGAAAGCCUGACAAAUCUUCAGCCACUUUACGAUUAGGAAAAAAAGUGAGCCCUAGAUUAAAUAAAAAUAAAAAUAAAGGAAACAAAUAACCCCAAAUUUCUUAAUCUGUGUAGAUGUGCCAAGAAUUACUUUGGAAACUGAGGAGGGACGUCCAGUUACGAACAAAACCGAUUUUAACGGUACUUUGCCUGGAACAUUUAUUCUGCCAUCGCUGGAGUUCUUAGCAGAAACUUCACUCGAAGCAUGGGAAUUACACGCCGAGGAUCCAGGCCCCAUUAAGCUACAGGUAAGGGAUUGAUUUCGUCGUUUAUUCAGGCGCCCUCUGGUGUACUCUACAAACCAGGGUCAGCCAGGAGGGGUAGUAGUACACCAUUGUACCUUUCGCGUCCCCAGAGCAUGUCAUUUCUUUUGGUCACGUGGUCAAACGGUAAUGGGUCGGUAAUUACAAAUUAGGCCAAGUUGCUCUGGGGACGAGAAUGCCAAUGUACACAAAAUAAUUUAGCCAAUAUACCAACGUGCUCCUAUAUUUUUUUCAAUGUAUCCGAACCUAAAGGAAACGUAAUAUACCUUAUUAUGCACGAAUUCACUUGUUUUCAAAAAAGAUACCGUAUUCCCAAUUCUAAGAAAAAGGUCCUGCACCUUAUUGUCCAAACCCAGGCUGAUCCUGACAAACAUCAGACACCUAAAAAAGCCUUAUUUUACUUGAAUAAUUAAAGAGUAGCGUAUGGAAGAUGAAAUUUCUUCCUAUCACAGAAAUAACUUCAAUCUACAGCAAUAAGAACUGAUCUGUCAAUGGCUAUCUUUUUUUUCUAUUUAGAUCAUUCGAACACUGUAACACAAGUUAACGAUGAACGAACGAAGGUCUUUUUUAUCUUCGUUUUGUAGGUUUACCGGGCAGAUUGGAACACAACAAACUGCACAUUGAGCUGUCACCCGCAACGUACCUGCGCUCCAUCCACUGGUCACUGUGGUCAAGUAUGCAUCCACGUUAAGUACUACCAGCGGCCGGUACCUAUCAGCUCAUGCGCACACAAAACCGGAAACUAUAUCAAAGUUUAUUCAAUGGAUGUCAACCUUACCGUGGGGUAUAACUUAAUAGUGGUACCGGAAGAAGAUAGAUUUAUUGCCCGAGCAGGGGACGUUGCGGGAUUCAGGCGAAACACAUCCGGUGCUGCGCUUCAAAGAACUACCGCUGAACAGACUUCAGGAGCAUACUAUUCACCAGUUCACAAUGCUUCUGGCGUAGGUGCACAUCUUGAAAGUAUGGUGCAUCUUAACAUCUCUUUUAGAAUGAAGUUGCAUGGCUCGGUCAGAGUUCACGCCAAACUGACUGUUUCCUGUUUCUCAGCGGUUGGCAUAUAUCCUCUAUUGGUGACAUUUGUGAGCGCUAUUCCCAUGGGAAACAACACCAAAGCAAUCGCGUUUCAAUCCACCAUUGUAGUGCAGACCGCAAUGACCAAAAUACUAGUUAACCACUCAAAGUUCGUUGUAGUGAACACAACCAGAAAUAUGACAGCGAAUGUUUUGUCAGGCACAAAUGUUACUUGCGAAUGGAACAUUCCUAAUGCAAGUUUCUUGGAACAGCAAUCUCGUCAUUUAGCAGAAGAUAACACAACGGAGGGUGCAUUUUGCCACUUCCAGUUUCAUUUUUCACAUGUUGGCUACUUUCCUGUUACCCUGAGAGCGUUUAACCUUGUCUCGAAUGAAAUAAGAAUCCUUCACGUACUCGUGCGCGAGAUUAUCCGAGGACUUAAGGUUGAGAUGUGCUACAGCUCUUUUGCUUUUGACAACGCGCGCACGUGCUACAACUCAAGCGUGGAAACUGGUACCGACGUAGGAUGCUCGUGGUAUUUCAAUCCUCCUAGAGACUAUAUUGAAAAGGCCAUUGGGAAGAUAAUCUUUCGAAGACUAACUCCAGUUGGAAACAGAAGCUUCACACUGUAUUGCUACAAUAAAGUUCCACAACUACAUUCUACAAAGUCUGUCAGUGUUACAGUCAAGGUUGUCGAAAAUCCACUAUCUAUCGAAGCUCCACAAAUUGUUUCAACUGACGCACUGGUUAAAAUUACCUGCCAAAUAAAGUGGCCUGGAUCGUCGCCUGCCUCGUUUUUUGCAAAGCACGGUUUGACAGGAAAGAAGGGAACUGACAUAGUGGCGGCCCCGAAUUUGACCUUACAAGUAUAUUCAGUCAAAAACACGAGUGUACGCUAUGUGGUUUUAUACAAACGCUUCAGGAUGAGACAAAUGCACACUGUAAAGUGUAUUGCAAAAAAUCAUCCGGAUUUAAACACGUUUCACCAGAUAAAUGCAAUCCAUUCUAUUACAGGAAUCGACGUUAUUUCUUCAUGCAACUCAAGCAUAGAGAUUGGUACCGGAUGCCGUUUUGAAGCUCAAAUGUCUCGCGGGGACUCGCCAAAAUACGGUUGGACUGUUGCUGAAGGAAACGCUCGUGUCUAUGAGUACAGCGGUCGAACGAUUAACCAUCAGUUUAGAAGCGUAGGUUGUGCAAACAUUACUGUUAAUAUUAGCAAUGAUAUAUCGUUUAAUUCCAAAGCGAUUUCAUUUGUCGUUUAUUCACCCUCCUCUUAUGCAUCAUCCGUGGGAACAUCUCAGCCACUCACUUCUAUUACGCCUUCGAACGCAUUUCCAAGUUCAGUUGUGGUAACACCAAUCCAUUCAUCCAGAUUCGCCAGUCAGAUCAGUUCUACGAGCCAAAAAAGUUUCUCCAGGUAUCCGUUCCCCGCUACAACAGCUAGCGUUUCAUUUUCCAUCCCAUCCUUGCAAAAUGUGAAACUUCAUCAUGCCUCCAGCGGACUUGUUGGACAAGCGAUCAAUUUUUCUGUUAGCAACGUGGAGAUGGCACACUCGUUGCGUUUUUCAUGGAACUGGGACGAUCAAUCGUCGACUGAGGAAGGAGGUGCAGUCAUGACGCACAGGUUUAUUACACCGGGUCAAUAUUUUGUUUGCGUGAACAUUUCUUCUGGAAUUGAUCGUGUUGUGCUGUGCGGUCACGUGACCGUUCAGCAUCCUAUCAAAGGCUUACAGAUCAGAAACAUAGCUGUUGGCUCGGAAAAGACAUUAAUCCUGGAGUUCGAAAUUUUACAAGGGACAAAUGUGACUUAUUCGGUGGAUUAUGGUGACAAUUCCGGUAAGUAAAGAAUGACAAACAAACGCCUGCUAUGGCUGCGGUCGCUACACUAAUGCUGCGACAAAUUUUAAAAUUUCUUUUCCUUUUGAUGGCUCAGAACGUUUGAGCUUCAUUUUCAGUAAGUCAGUAAGAAAACAUGCCAAACAGAGAUACGAGCGGAGAAGCCACGAGACACAAGAAGCAAGGGUAGUAGCCCAGGUAGAAAAUAUAAAUGUCUCUUUUUUUGCUCUAACAGUCUCGCUUUGCCAUUUUCUAUUCUCGCGCGUUUCGUUCCGCGUUCUCUUCUUGUGGCACGGUGUGGACCAAAAAACAAACUGAUAAUUCUAUUGAAUCGGGCUCAUUUUUUUGUUUGCUAAAUGUAAUCAAAGGAUCAUUUACGCAAUCAUUUAGGCCUUUUGCCAAUCCAUGUAGCUUCUGCGUAUCAAAGCUGACAUUUGUGUUGGAGGUGUCGUCGAUUUUAACAAUAUCUCAGUAUUAGCUCAGUCGGUAGAGCGCUUGACUGCAGAGAGGGACGUCACGGGUUUGAUUCUCGGGGCCGGACCAAUACUCAGGGUCUUAAAAAUGCUGAGAAAUGAAGGCGCUUCAUUUGCCUUGUAAGCGGCUACAUCUUCGCGGCGUGGCUCGGAUGACCACGUAAAAUGGCGGUUCCUUCUCAAGUAGGACACGUAAAAAUUAGUGUCCCAAUUGGUACUUUCGUGCUAAAUACAUUGAUACUUAAAUAAAGUGCAUUUCAAUUUCUUUCAGCAGUACAAGAGGGAUUUUUGUCGUCGUUACCCAGAGUAAUAAGAGUGAGGCAUCAGUACGGCGAGCCCGGUACAUACACCUUGUCCAUAUCAGCCAAAAGUAUGGUCAGUCCCAAUACCUUUGUGCCUUCUAGGACCUUUAACAUCAUGAACACUCCUUGCGUCGUAAACGAGCUACGCAUGCUCGCAGUUGGAGAGAAUAGCAGCGAUUGUCCUGAAGUACCACAAGAGUACGAGUACUCAAUUUAUUCCUCGCUGCAAAUAAACUGUAGUGGUGUUGAAGAAAUUAAGUAUGAAUGGAAGGUUCAGCAACUGCUAAAUGACUCCACUACUGCUUCUGUUCCAUUCCACAACCAACCUCUUUCCUCCGAUGUUCUGUUUCUCCCCGCAAAAUCCCUGAGAGGAGGUCUGUAUAAAUUUACUCUCAUGGUCAUAGCAAUGCCUAUUGGGAUAUCAAAAACUGCAACUGGAUUUCUGCGGGUGCGUUUGCCAAAGCUGCUGGCCAGUAUAGACUGUGGGAGCGAGAGAGUAAUGUCUUGGGAUAAAGAAGUUGUUCUCAACGGGUCUGCAUCACAUGAUCCAAACGAAAACGACGACAGCAAAGCUAACUCAUCUCUCAUCUUUGAAUGGUUUUGUUAUUCAAGUGGAAACAUUUCUUGUUUUAAAAGACCAAUUGAUAACAAGCAGCCCGUGUUGAUUUUUUCUCCAAAUAGACUUGAUUUCAAUAAAACUUAUCACUUCGUUUUAUCAGUAACAAAAGGAUCAAGACGAGCUACGACAGUGCAGACUAUUAAGUUUUUGGCUGGAAGCUUUCCACCUCUUUGUGUCAGGUUAGUGCCAUUACAGGAACGGGGGAACAUUUUUCCGGUUGGUGGGCUGCCUAGUGACCUGAAGUGGAGCGGGCGGGGGGAGGCUGAGGACACUUCCCUCUUAGUAAGUCUCAUUACUUUCGGUGGAGGUGGGCUCCCAGCUCCCCCCGGUUCCCACCAUCCCUGCAUUAAUAAACGUUUUAAAACUAUUAUUUAGGCCUUUAGUUAAACUGAAAAGAACAUCAAAUGAAAAAAGAAACUCUUUUAAUAACUUUCCUCUAACACAGGUGCAAGGAAAAUUGCGCCUACAAGUUGAGGACUUCUGAAGAAUUGGUUCUUACCAGUGAAGGUUGUUAUGACAACAAAACCCAGGACACAAAAACGUGCAAAUGGGAACUGCAUGGACCUCGACCAUCAUCGAACGGAAUCUCCAGACGGUCCGUGGACUCAGAAGUAAUCAGCAUUUCGUAUUCAAACCAGUUUAAGUUGGAUCCAAGCGACCUUAUUCCAAACCAAACGUACACGAUCGUUUUCAACAAUCUGAACAGCGGAUUUUCGGCCCAGUACUCGUUAACUACCGACGCGCCUCCGACCGGUGGAUCGUGCAGCGUAUCACCUUCGGAAGGCGUCGCAAUUGAAACGCAGUUCCGAAUUAGCUGCCAAGGAUGGACAGACGAAGACAGCCCUCUAUGGUACGAAUAUUUCUUUAAGCAUCCCACAUACGGAUCCAUGCUGCUCUUCUAUGGUUGGAUGCCCUUCACAAAUGACUUGUUUCUUCCACCUGGAUUGGAAAAACACAACUUCAACUUGGAGUUAUUCGUGAAAAUAACGGAUGUUCUAGGAUCGUAUGCGGUAUUUUCCCUUCAAGCUAAGGUAAUUAGAUUGUAUCGCCUUGUUCUGUAGUCUCAAGUGUCUACACAGCACAAUUUCGACAUCAAAAUUUGUGUCUUAUGUCAUUCACAUAUUGUCAGAUCAGAAAACUGUUAAAGUUCAGGUUUAGGCAUUAUGAACCUUUUGAUCUGAGAACAAUCACGAUUACAAACAAAUAGGCUCUAGGUUUCAGUAAUAUUCCUAGCUUUUGAUACGCAGUAACAAUUUCUAGCAAUUGUUCAAGUUUCGAACAUCUAUUGCACAACUCAGUAAAAAAUCACUGCGAAUAACGUUGAGCCCUUCUUUUUAGUUCAGUUUCUCAAUGUCCUAUACAUGGCUAUCAAAUGUGCCAAGCUCUGGGAAAAUAUGGGUAGUAAAUCCUUUCCAAGGAAAUUACCUUAAUGACGACAGCUGAACAAAGCAAGUAUCUCUGAGAAUAUUUCUAAUUUGUUAUGUUCACUGCUUUGUUGCAGGUCAGAAGUUUUAACUCUGAUGCAGGGUCUGUUAGUUCCAAUUUGAGAAAAAUAGUCAGCGGUCCUCAUUCCAAGCUAGAAAAACUUCUAGCCACGAGAGAAUUUCGUCAAGCAACCCAAUUAAUGUCGACAGUUGUAACUAUGCUAAAUCGAGAGUCUAUUCAUGCCACUGAUUCCCUGGAUACCGAAAAUCGUGUGGAGGUUUGUACUAUAUAGAGGAGAAUUUCGAGAGAAUUUCGUCAAGCAACCCAAUUAAUGUCGACAGUUGUAACUAUGCUAAAUCGAGAGUCUAUUCAUGCCACUGAUUCCCUGGAUACCGAAAAUCGUGUGGAGGUUUGUACUAUAUAGAAGAGAAGUGUGACGUCACGUUACCAUGGUAGCAAAAUUUCUGGAUCUCAACGAACGUUCUUGACAGAGACGGCAAGGAAGAAAAGUAUAGGCAACCGUUUUCUUCCUGAAUGCAAUCAUGCAGAGGAAAGUUAUACUGGUCGAUUUUUUUUUCUGCCAUAUUUGCAGGACCACGGUUUGUUGAGUUUCGAAAAUUUUGCUACCGAGGCAACUUGACGUAAUGACUCUUCUCUAUUGACCAAAAUUUCACACGACGUCAUUCUGAUCUAGAAAGGUCACGUAGCCAAUGGGAACUCACUCUACAUGAUCGUAACUAUAUCUUGAAUAAACGAAUUAUUCCGUAGCGUCCUUUUGAAACCAUGAAGACACCAUGCCCAUACCUUCGGAUGAGCAUUUUUAUAUUUGAUCUUUUACCCCUCCACUCCUAGAGCGAAUGAUGAAUUCUUAACUCAUUUGUCUAUUGCAUAUUCUGUUAUCUUAGUAGUACAGUGUGCAUGUUUUGGGCCCCCUUUUAGGUAGGAAUCUUAUGAACGAAGGCAUGAAUAUAUUUAACGUCGAUGACUUAAUAGGCUUCCGAAUAAAACGUAUGCCACUAAAUAUCACUGAAUUCUAAAAUACCUUACUAUGCAAGUUUUAUUUUGCCGCACUACUUGAUCAUGGUUCCGGUUCAUUGAUUCUCAGUAGUAAAACCUAAAAGAAUACUAUCCACAAGAGAAUUUUCUAAUUUCUCACUCACCAAUGUCCUCCUCUUCCGUUUCCUCCGAAAAUGCCUUUGUUUUUUUCCUUCUGCUCCCUACACACGCGUCUUAUACUGCUUACGUUGCAUUGUAGGUCCGGAGCAGAGUAAUCCAGUGGCUAUCUAGCAUAAGUUCUAGCAGCCCCCACGGUAUUAGGCAAGCUUUAGAAGGACUUUUACCGGGCAUCAGUGUAUCCAAGGAACUCUCACCCGACUCGAUGGUAAGUAACUUGCAACCUUCGAGGGCUCAUGGAUCUCAAUUUUGCACGAGAGAGUCUCGUCGUGGGCCAUAUCUCUGUAGCAUCGCAGCCUAUGACAAAAUUAUGUACAGCCCAUUGAACACAAUCAUAUAAAUUUAACCUUUGAUUGGAUUCCGCGCAUUGGAAUACCUAAUCUCACCUUAAAGAGAGGACUUCACUGAUGCCCUUUUUUUAUUAUAUUGCUGAAUGCGGGAAUGGGCAAGAUGAAGCGAAUCCUACGUGAUUGGUUACUCGAGCAGGCAAGAUGGACCCAUCUUGCGCGCCCGGUAUUUCUCGCGUUAAUCGCGCAAGAAAAAGUUCUCUCUUUUGGCCAUAUGAUCAAUCCCUUACUGACCAAGCCUGUUGGGUCAAGAUGGCUGGAUAUUGACCUUGUUCUUUUUUGAAUGAUAACUCAGAUAAGAACUUAGCCAAUAUCUAGCCACCUUUACCGCACGUUUGGUCAAUAACACAUAUGUAUCCAUAAUACCUUAGGCAUGCGUGUCGGCCCUACAUCGAUAUGCAUAUACGCAGUUCAUGCGAGAACGAUUUUGUCCUUCGAUCACUGCCCCCGCCUCGGUUCUGUUCAGAUACUUACCGAGAAAAAGAGAGGUUCCAGCUGGAAGAACUGAACUAGACAUCAUGAAGGGAUGUCUUUACAACUGCGGUGCGGAGGACGAAUACGAGAUAACAUUUCUUAUCGAAGAGUGUUCACUUCAUAUGAUUUAUUUUGUCCACAGGUAGACGGAGCAAACGCUCUCACAAACAUGGCAAAAGCUCUGGCUACAACGUUUAAAAGCGUGCGGGCAGACAACAUCACUAAGAACAUUCUGACUGGGCUAAACUUUGUACUGGAUGCUGCAGUAGCUACAAGCAGUGAAAUUAAACGCGAACAAGGUUCAAGUGAAAUCAGGGACUGGAUCGAUGAUAGUAACGAGGCGAGAAACAAAGAUCAUCAGGAAAAGGUGACCAUUUGGAGCAUUUCUAGGAGGCCAGUAUGGUCUGAUACACUAGCAAUUCUAAAACGUCGCUGCUAAUACAAGAUCAUACGUACACACAAGCGAUCCCGCUCUCUCGACGACAUGGAGCACAAGCUUGCGCGCUAACAAAAUCCUGGAUGUUGCCACAAAUAUACUACAUUUUUAAUGGCAACCUUAAUGCAACAAUUAUUUCUUGGGACAUUUUCCUUGUAAUUCACUAAAACCCCGUGCAAACGGACGCAAAAUUGUUGCCAAAAACUCCCAGCAUUCUUGGAUGUGGCAUGUUGCGUCCGUUUGCACACCUUGUUGCAUGUUGUUGCGUGUCGUUGGGGGUUGUUGCACAAAGUGUGAAACCGGUCAAACUUUUGAGCCAAAAGCUCCCAACAUUUCUUUUGUUCCGUGAUCGCCAAAGCAUAGCGUAACAACGGUGGAUCCGUUUGCACAGCUCUUCCAACAUUGUUGGGGCCACGCACACGAAUUACACAUGGUCUACAAAGUCUUAUGGGUUGUACCCUCCCUACGAUUCACUGCAGGUCCCACCUACGAUUCACAGCAGGUCCCAACAUUGAUGGGAGUUGUCGCAUCCGUUUGCACACCACUGCCAACACGGAUGCAGUUGAUUUUCCAACCGCAAUCUUAGGUUUCUCAUGUAAAUGUUACCUACAUUGGUCAGAUUGGAGAGAUGGACGCUCUGCUUGUUUACCAUUUACAUGUGCAAACUAGUGAAUUCAUGGCAUAGCGGAAUCGUUUUUACCAUUUGCACAAAUCAGUCCCUUUUACCAAAAAACGGCUGCGAAAGUCUGAAACUCGUAUCACCAGUUUCAGCCUUUAACUAAUAUUACUAGUUUCAUAAAAAAGAACGCGAAUUUCGUUGGGAAUAUUCCGUCCAGAAAUACAAGAAUACCGUUUCAGAUGUUCCGUUGUUCCCGGAAAUUUUACACUGGAAUGACACGAAAAGCUGUGUUCCAUUUACUUUUCCUUCCGGAAGCUUUUGUUAAUCGCAAACAACCUUUGUGUCUUGAUUUUCAUUAAUAUUUAGUGUGAAAGAGCAACCAACAAAUCCCUGGAAGGCAUCAACUAUUCAGCUCAGAAACUCUUGGAGUAUCAGCGAAAAGGAGACCCUCCACUUCACGAGAAAUCAGGCCUUAUGAAGUUAACAGUUACAAGCCAGUCCCCCAGUAACAUUAGCGCCGCGGCCUUAGAUGGAGGAAAGGUUACCUUUCGAUUACCAACAGAAGUGACAAAAAAUAAACUUGAUUGGUUAGACGCAGUGAAUACAAAGGUUGGUUUGUAUAUAUUCAGUAAGUUUUAAACAUGAUAAUACCAUUAUUUUAUGACGCAGACACGGAUGCAGUUUUCGGCAACCGACCUGAAAAAUUUUACUCAUCGCACCACAGGAGAAACAAGUAUUGAGAAGCCUUGCACAUACACGCGAAAAACAGCAGUUGACGAUUUAGUAUUUUUAUAUAACUCGACUUUACACUUAGGAACGUGAGAAAAGACUUGUCAUAACCAAAGGGGGACAAAUUUGGCCAAGUCUCUAAGCCUUAGCCUGAGAAAACAGCCGACAUUACGCGACGCAACCUACGGUUUCCUUCGCAAAAUGGCCUCCAAGGAACGAGCACAGAAAUUGCAUGCUAAUGGCGUUUAACUUCCCAGAGCCGGGUAGUUCUUCUGAUUGGUUGAAGUAAAUUUCCCUCGCGACUCGCCCACCAGAAGCACCAGCCAGACUUGGGCAGUUAUACGUCAUCAGCAUGGAAUUUGUGCGCUCGUUUCUCAGACGUCAUUUCGCGGGGAAAAUAGUGGCGGCGUCACGAAAUAUCGGCUGUUUUCCCAUUUCUCAGGUUUGGCAAGGCUUGGAUUACACACCCUUGCCCUUCUUUAUCUCCCACUCAAGCCUCGGAAUAUCUGAAGAAUCUUAAAAGUAACCUAACCUUCUCUUAAUCCUAGGUUGUAACUAUGUCCCAGUCUCCGUUUGUAGCAAACGACGUGAUACCCGUGACAUCACCUGUCUCAACGCUCGAGCUCUUGGACGUUUCUGGGAAGGAAAUACAAAUCCGGAACCUUACUGAACCAGUCUCGAUAUUUCUAUCAUUGAACGAAUCAGAAAAUAGGAAUCCAGAUAAUAUAAGAGGGAUUGUUCGUCCCAAUGAGAAUAUGACGUUCUUCAAAAUUACACUUGACAAAGAGUUCUCCCUCUAUUUACAAUUUCGUUGCUCUGGGAUGAUGGAUGCUGGAGAAGAGAUGACAGUAAUGGGAAAGAAAAACGCAACGCCAAGCAACAAAAAUUUUGAUGUGUUGUGGCCUAUCCGUUCAUGUAACACAACUGUAGAGAAACUUUUAUCUGGCAGUUAUUUGAAUACUGCAGGAGAAUUUUAUCUCGGUGUGAAAUUAUCGGAUGCAGGUAACGUAACUAAUGGGACAGAGAUGACAAGUAAAAUAGAGUUCAACAUAUCAGUGAGGUCUGUUGGUUGUUAUUACUGGAAUGAAUCCAUGCAAGCAUGGACAGCAAACGGUUGCAAGGUACGAAAGACAUACUAGUAACAUGACAAGUGACUCAAAGUUGGGGGAGAUUAGGCGUCAGCUUUUGGCGCUGAUAAGUCUGAUAUUGUUUAGCCUGCCAUGAUGAGUUUUGAAUGAAUUUAGAUUUGUACCAUCGACUAAUUACAAUGGAUCCUAAAAGUUUCUCGAGAUUUUGGAGAGAUGUUGGUGAGCCUCAAUAAACGGGAACGAAAGUUAAUUCGUUUUUAGGAGGGAUUAGCAUGAUCCAUUAGCACUUGUGCAUACAUGAAACCUUUAAGCAAACUGAUCCUCAAAUUUUCUUAGCCUGCAAAUACAGCCGCCUCUCAUCGCCCUGGGGACGAGGUUGAUCGAGGUUGAUCGCUCCCCGAUGCUGGGGCACGUUUCGCGAAUCUCCCAUCAACAGGGAGCAGUAAACCUCUUCCCUAGCGCGAUGAGAAGCGACUGUAUUCGCAGGCUAAACUUAAAAAUCUGCAAGAGAAAUGACAUCUUAGCACGCAUAUAUUGUAUUUUGUAAUGAGGUACCUGAAUGAACCGGUUUCAUGAUUAUUUCUACAUGACCAGGUUGGUCCAUCGACCACAUUAAAGCGCAUUCAGUGUCAGUGUAACCACUUGACCUGGUUUGGCAGUCGCUUGUUUGUGCCUCCCAAUGAAUUGCACCUGGAUAUCAUAGCUGUCAAGAUAAAAGACCCGUCAAAUUUCGCCUUAGUCCUGGCAGUGCUCUGUACUACAUGUGGCCUGUACGUAAUUGCCAUUGUCUGGGCUCGACGUCAGGAUCGAAAAGACGUGCAAAAGGUAAUUCGUCAGGAUAUCUAAUCGAUGGGGGUGGGGAGGGGGGGGAGGUGGGAGGUGGGCAGGAGUUUAGGGCCUCCCGAACCUCCAUUAGCAUUUUUCUUCAGCUCCUGUGUGUCAUGCCCCUCUUCCCCUUCCCCGACCACCACCACCACCCAUAGAGUGCAGUACUUGUUUUUACGGCUCUGUGAAUUGUGUACAUCGACAAACCAUUUUAGUACCCAUAGGGAAAACUGACUGAGGGAGUGAACGGGAAACUGUUAUUAUUGUCACCAGAAACUUGGGAACCAGUGUGUUAGCAAGAGAGGCCAUUUGAGCAUUUUUCAGUUCACUUUGAAAACAAUGGACUGCUCGUAUGGUACAAAAGAUAAAAUAGUUGAUUUAAUUGUAGCAGAGGUACACCAUGCUUGAAUCUGUAUUAGAUACAGCAGUAAUACCAUUUCGAUUUACAACUGAAAAAAAGAGAUUACAACCCAAACUGUAAAUGCAAAACGUUAUGUUAGAAACUUAAUCUGAUCGCUUAACGCGUGCAGUCUUCUUGACAAAACAGCACAAUCAGUCACCUCUAGAUAACUUUAUUUCUUAAAUAUUAGAGACGAUCUCAAAAAAGAUGGGCGGUACGAAAUCUCGGUUGGAAAACUGAAUGGUGCUUAACUUAAAGUUUACACCAGUGUCUUUCCAAUACCUGGAACAAAAAUAACUCCAUUAGCAUUUUAUUAUCCAUAGAAUUGACCACUUAUUUUUUCAGUGAAGGAUUGGCGGCUAGGCGAAUUUUGCAAUAUAUAUUUUUCUUUUUCCUUAUUCAGAUAGGAACGACCGUGAGUCCAAGUAACCGACCAGAAGAUACGCACGCUUAUGAGGUCAUCAUCAGUACUGGUAUGCGCAGACAUGCUGGAACAUCUGCUAAUGUUUCUAUGCUAAUGACAGGAGAACGCGGUGAGAGUCACGCGUUUCUCCUCAAAAACAGCCAAUGUAUGACUCUUGCUCGGAGCAGCGUCAAUUCCUUUCUCGUGACAACUUCGGAAACUCUCGGCGAGCUCUCGUACAUCCGAUUGUGGCACGAUAACUUCGGAGGUGACCCAUCUUGGUACGUGAAACAGAUAUCUAUUCGUGAGAUUUCUAGCGAUAGAGUCUGGCACUUCUUAUGCGAACACUGGCUUGCUGUUGACGAAGGCGAUGGCUUAAUAGACAGGAUAUUUCCAGUAGCAAGCGACGAGGAGAUGAAAGAAUUUCGACGCAUGUUUGUGACAAAAGCAUACAAGGACCUAACGGACUCCCAUCUUUGGUUCUCGGUAGUCUGCAGGCCUCCACAGUCUCCUUUUACAAGGGUGCAGCGCGUGUCUUGCUGUUUCUCUCUUCUUUUGUGCACCAUGAUGGCUAACGCCAUGUGGUAUGAAGCUGACAAAGGUCGUUAUACAGCAGUUAAAGUAGGAACGUUAGAAUUUUCUUGGGAGCAAGUCUCCAUUGGCAUUUGCAGCAGUCUGAUUGUUUUUCCCAUUAAUCUUAUUCUCGUACAAGUUUUCAGACACUGUAGUCCGCGACCACCGCAAAAAAACUGUCGCAAACAAAGAGAACACAAAUCGUCCACCGCCACCGAGAUAAGUAUGGUUAAAUUUGAAUCUGGGCAAAGUUCUAUACAUGGUCACUACUGCCCAGCUGGUGUUUACCGAAAAUUGAAUAUUGUGUCUCCCAGUGAAUCUAUAGAAUCACUUUCUGGAAAACAGAAAUUCAAUCAGACGUCUGCCAUGCGCUCAAUUCAUUUUCAGCCCCUUUUCGUCUCUUUAGGAGCCGGCCCCAUGAAUGAUUCAACCAAUGAUGUUACAUCCUUACUUUUACGGGAAAACGUCUCGGGGAAAUGUUCACCCGUAGAGGCCCCUGAGAGAUCAAAUACUAUGCAGGAUAAACAGUUUUCAAAUGGACGGAGACUACCUUGGUGGUUUGUAUAUGUUGGUUGGGCGUUGGUGACCAUAACAUCGUUGACGGCUGCGUCUGUUACUCUUCUGUACGGUAUCCAGUUUGGACUAACAAAAUCUGCACAGUGGCUGUUAUCCAUGUUCUUUUCAGUCACUCAAGACAUUUUUGUGAGUCAGCCACUCAAGGUGGUCGCCCUUGCGAUCUUUUUCGCAUAUAUUUUCAAGAAGCCAAACAUAGUCAUGUUUUCGACGUCAUCAUUUCACAGAUCGGAUGACCAAUGGCUGCCGGAAAAACUGGAAGAGGAGCAUACAGUUGUCCCUCCCGCAAAAGUGCCAUCAGAGGACACUCUCCGGAGGGCCCGGGACAGGGCUGCAAAAGAGCGCGCCAUGCACGUUAUCGUGCUUGAUUUAGGGACCUACCUUGUUUUCACUUUACUCGUUCUUCUCAUCGCUUAUGGCUUCCGUGAUCAGGAUGCCUUUCAUCAAAAUGAUGCAGUUGCCAAGGUUAUAGUGGAUCAAAGCUACAUUGAAAAGCCUGAUGAAUUCAAGAGGAGGACAUUUUCUCAGGUAACCUUCUACAUAUAAUUCGACAAAGGGUACUCUUUCCAACCCCAUUGAGAGGGGGUCGAUGGCAGAUGAAAAAAAUGCCCCAAACAGAGCUCUAGAUAAGGCCAAAAAGAAGAUAUUGUAAAAUAAAGCGGUACUUUACCAUUUUACACCUCCUUUAUUGAAACUCACAAGAACCUUAUUUUGAGGAUCACAAGAAAUCCCAAAGAUAAUUUUGAGAUUAGACAAAGUGCUUUUACACUGAGGAAAAGGUGCUUUCUUGAAAUCCAAGACAGUCUCGGAGUCUGGAUUCCACGCCGUGGAUUCCGGAUUCCACGUAGUGAAUUCCGGUCUUUUCCAGUGGAACUUGGAUUCGAUUGGAUUCUAGAUUCCAAUCGUGUGUGGGAUUCCGGAUUCUUUGAGCUGUAUUCCGGAUUGCAAAGCCAACGAUUCCGGAUUCCGCAAGCAAAAUUUUCCUGGAUGACGGGAACCCUAACAUGGGGUGAAUUAUCUUUGGGUGAAGUUCUCCGGUUACUGCCUUUUGAGCCUUAUUUCCCGAUCAUAUUCCCAUUCAGAGUCUCUAAAAGAAAACGGUUGAUCUCUCAUUGUACCUCUUCACUACAAGCUAAAACAAACUUUCAAAUACAGGCUAAAUGCCAUGUCAUUCAUACUUCACUCAAUUUAGCGCCUCUUUCCUCCUCUUACACAGUUAAGCCGCCAGAGAGACGUAUGGAACUGGACUGAGAACAUUCUGUUACCCACCCUGUACAAUCUGCCCUCCUACAUCUACACAAAAAAAGCGCCCAAGUUCAUAGAGGGUGAGAGCGGUCUGGUAGUGGGCGUGGCUCGAUUUCGACAACACAGGGUAAAGAAGGGUAAGGAGGACACACUAUGAAUACGUAACAUGAUCUAACAUGACCUUGGCUCUGGAGAGUGCUUAGUGGAAGGUGGAACGAGAAAAUGUUUUGUGACUUUUUUAACUCCUCCUAAUCCUACCGUGAAAAUUUGGUAAGAAGCGGUCUGUCACUUCCGUGUCUGGUCAACUUCGUCCCCAGGGCGCUUUUCCCUGGCUUUAGAGGUGGGGCCCCACAUCCAAAGCCAGGCAAAAGGGCCUUGGGGACGAGGCUGGUGUCCGGUACACCAAAAUAUGUUACUCUUUCUCUGCUUUCACUCGCAAAAUAUUUUUCAAUACUUGUAUAUCCCGGCGGGCAUGAACUUUACUCUCCGUAUGUCUCAGACCUCAUUUGUUCUUUGACAGUUUGUAUUAGCCAGGUUAAAUACAAUUCACUCUGUUUGUUUCAGAUUCUUGCUCAGUGAUAUCCCAAGUAAGAGACAUGUUUUCACGAUGCGCUGACGACUACCAUAUGACGUCAGAAGACGACCAAGCUUACACAGCGGGCUGGGAGACAUUGUUCAAUACCACUGAGCUUCUUAAACAGACGUCAUCACCAGACCCCUGGCGUUACAGUACCUCGAGUGACCUUAACGGCUACCCUUACUCAAUGGGAAUAGAAACAUACUCCGGAGGUGGAUAUGUGAUAGAGUUGUCCCACAUUUACUACAAAGCGGUGCGGCAAAUGAAAGAGGCAAAAUCAAGACUGUGGCUUGACCACUACACUCGUAGCGUUUUCGCAGAGUUCACUUUGUUCAAUCCGAACAGCAAUCUCUUCUCUGCAGCUACAUUUCUAAUGGAGAGACUUCCAACGGGCGGCGUAUUUCCCAGCGCGGAAGUUCUCUCGUAUCGGCUCUACCGCUAUGUUGGUGAUUUCCAAUUAUUCAUCCUCGCCUGUGAGCUUUUCUUCUUCGUUUUUGUUCUUUACUUCACAUACCGUGAAACGAAGAAGAUUUACAAAACCCGACGAUUUUACUUUGCAGAGGUUUGGAACCUUAUGGACUUGACUGUUCUUAUUCUGUGCUGGAUCGCAAUAGCUUAUUACUUCAUUUGUCUUGGAUUAAGGAAAUGGACUCUAAACCUUUAUCACGAAAACCCUACCAAAUUUAUUAGUUUUCAGUACAUCUCAGCCUGGCAGCUCAUGUUCGAGGGCGUG
Messenger RNA from Porites evermanni, 18533 nucleotides. The record is from the annotation of a GenBank genome assembly. Lineage: Eukaryota; Metazoa; Cnidaria; Anthozoa; Scleractinia; Poritidae.